UUUGGCUCAUGUCGCGACAAGGAGCGCUCCUGCCGCUGUACAAGCGGCUGGUCGGCGCCAAGCAGCUCCGCCCCGACGCCGCCCAAGAGGCCGUCGUGGGCCAUCUCCAGAAGCUGCAGAAGCGCCUGACGUCGUACGAGCUGCCGUCGUCGGAACAUGGCGCGAUGCAGGUGCCGCGCGGCUUGUACCUCGUGGGCAAAGUGGGCACGGGCAAGUCGAUGCUCAUGGACCUCUUCUACGAGAGCCUCGCGACCAAGAAGCGGCGCGUGCACUUUAACGCGUUCUUGCUCGAAGUGCACCGACGUAUCCAUGCGCGCAAGCAGGAGCACUUGGCGACCUUUGGCCGGUCCGCGCACAUUGAGCUCGAGCCCGAGCGCGAUAUCAUCACGCUCAUUGCGAAAGAAGUCGCUCAAGAAAGCCCGAUUUUGUGCUUUGACGAAUUUCAGGUCAUUGACAUCGCCGACGCCAUGAUCAUGCGCAAAUUCUUUGGCACGCUCUUCAACCAAGGCACGGUCAUGAUCGCCACGUCCAACACGCACCCCAAGGAUCUCUACCCGGAUGGCGUCAACCGAGAGUACUUUCUUCCGUUUCUCGACUUGCUCCAGCAGCACACGCGCGUACUGUCGAUCGACUCGAGUACCGACCAUCGACGCAUUGAAAAGCCGGUCGGCGAAACAUAUCUGUGCCCGUGGAGCGAGUCGGCAGAUGCGUCCUUGAAGGCAGCCGCCGAGGCCUUGCUCCCGAAAGGCGCGCUGUUGUCGCUGCAGACGACGCCCGUCAUGAUGGGCCGGUCGCUCACGGUGCUGGGGUACCGUGACGUGGUGUGCGUCGCGAGCUUUCAAGAGCUCUGCAACACGGACAAGGGCGCGGCCGACUACAAGGCGCUCGCAGAGGCGUACGGCACCGUGGUCUUGCUCAACGUACCGCAGCUGACGAUUCAAAUGCACAACCAGGCCCGACGCUUUAUUACGCUGCUCGACGAGCUGUACGAGCACCGUGUGCGCCUUCUCUGCUCGGCCCACGUCAAGCCCGACGACCUCUUUGCGUUUAGCGGGGCGCCCAAGCCGCAGCGCCUCUCGCCGGAAGAGGUUGAUGCGCUGCGCAAGGCCAACAAGGCCGCCGGCGUUCCUGCCUUUAGCUCUUGGGACGGCCCGUCGGGCGCAUUCGAGAACGACCCGUCGAACGAAAACCCCGUCAAGAACAUGAGCUCGAUGACCGACCUCCUGUAUGCAUGCAACCGCGCAGUCUCGCGCCUCCAUGAGAUGCGCACUGCGACGUACCAGACGCGCGCCCAGCGCUAGCUCGUAUUCCGUGUAUAUACACAGUGUCCUUUUUUGGAGGACAUACCAUA
Messenger RNA from Saprolegnia diclina VS20, 1351 nucleotides. RefSeq lists its product as hypothetical. NCBI's taxonomy places the organism in Eukaryota, Oomycota, Saprolegniomycetes, Saprolegniales, Saprolegniaceae. The coding region runs from base 9 to 1301 and encodes 430 amino acids. Gene Ontology annotation, molecular function: ATP hydrolysis activity; ATP binding. Gene Ontology annotation, cellular component: mitochondrion; cytoplasm. The transcript has 6 exons. The record is from RefSeq and is a predicted model, not a curated record.